CGCAUCGGCGACCCUUGCGAUAAAUUACACUGAACACGCACCUCGGCCUCGACGCAAAUUUUAAAGGUGAAUGAGCUUCCCGUAUCACAAAUCACGCCGUUCCAGGCAUCGAUGCAUCGGAAGCUUUAACCGUUUCCACCGGUUACCUUCUGGUUACGAGGAACAGUCGUGACUCGAUCGUCAGCACACAUUGACUAGCAGCAAGCAUCUUCAAUAACGUGGCAAAUAUAAAUCCAGUCCCUUGAUUACUUUGAAUCACCAGCAACACCUGCGAGUGCUCGGAGGAUAGUCUGCCCCAAGUAAUUUCUGUCAGUCAUACAUGGGAAAGAUCAGAUCAGCAGAGACCCUGUCUCCAAGAAGAAGCAUAUUCGAAUCAACUCGAAUACCAGCAUAAUCGCACAUACGAUUUGUGCUAAGGUAUAGAGUGUUCUAGAGAAAUAUAUAUAUAUAUAUAUAUACAUAUAUAAGUAUAUACGAAUAUGGCAAAGAUCAGAGGAGGGUAUAGGCGAGUGUAGAGGAGCAGAGAGCAGAGAGCAGAGAGCAGAGAGCAGGUUGUACUGUUGCCGUGGGCCGUGGCGCGCGGUGUGGUGCUGGUGAUGCUGGUGAUGCUGGUGAUGCUGGUGAUGCUGGCGCUGGUACCGAUGCCGAUGCCGAUGCUAUACGAAGAGAAGGAAGAAGGACGCCGCCACCGCCACCGCGGUAGUCUUUCUCCAGCGAGUUGGUAAGAUAAGGAGGAACGGACAAACGGACUGACGGACCCGAAGGUCAGAGGCUUAAGGGGAAAGGUGGAGAGGGAAGGGGAGGAGGACCAUUGUUGAUACCAACAAUGAAGAGUAAUUAUUUCGAGGCGACAUUAAGAAGAGGAAAGAUUCUCUCGAUGAUGAGAGAAUAGAGAAGAUCGAAUGGACGAUCGGGGAAAUACGGCGGCGGGAUUGGCUGGCAGCGGAACAUCCGGACCGCCGCUUGGAACGACGACCGGCUGGUGGACGCCGACGGCGACGGGGACGUCGACGACGACCACGGCGCCGGGAAACAGCGACGUGAUGAAUCAGCUUUGCAGAGUAUGCGGAGAACCAGCCGCGGGUUUCCAUUUUGGAGCCUUCACGUGCGAAGGUUGCAAGUCCUUCUUCGGAAGAACAUACAAUAAUCUGGGCAGCAUCUCCGAAUGCAAAAAUGGCGGAGUCUGCGUGAUAAAUAAGAAAAACAGAACAGCCUGCAAGGCAUGUCGACUGAGGAAAUGUCUGAUGGUGGGAAUGUCCAAAUCAGGAUCCCGAUAUGGUCGACGUUCGAAUUGGUUCAAGAUCCACUGCCUCCUUCAGGAACAAACCCAUCAAGCCCAAACGCGCCUGAAGGACCCAAAGUCACCGUACGAGAAGGUCUUCAGCUCUUUGGAUGCUGCCAAUAAUAAUGACGAUAAUGACAAUGAUAACGACGUUCACCGUCACCAUAGUCAUCAUCGUCAUCAUCACCAUCUUCAUAACCCCCAUCAGCCACACCAGCACCAACAGCAACAUCAGCAGCACCGUCUUCACCAUCAUCAUCCGUCCCACCGGAACGACGGCAGCGUCUUUCACGAGAGGUUGUCCAAGAGAGAAGACGCGACGCGAAGUCAGGAGCUUCCGGGUGUCCAGGAUCUACCUAGAGGACAGGAUAUAGCCAGGACCCACGAUCUGAUAAGGCCGGAAGCUGCCAGAUUUCCAAUAUGGCGGGGCCCCUCGUUCUUCCAUCCGGCCCUGACUCACAUGCAGCUCCUGAACUCGCCCUUCUUUCCGUUUCCACAGAGAUUCGUUGUGCCCUACGCGAACCAGGUUGCCGACCCAGGUCAAGUGACCAGCCUGUCGAGUUCAUCGAGUGACAGUGUCACACCAAGGUCGACACCGUCGCCGAAGCUAUCGGAGGAGGCGAAUCCAGAGAAGCUGCAAAAUCGGCAAGAUCGUCUUGGCAGAUCGGUAGACGCGUCUUACGACAGGAGCCUAGCGUUCCUGAGGUCUCUGGGACCGGAACAAGAAGAACCAAUGGACCUGAGCACGAAGAAGACGAGCGACGAGAAAAAGGAGGAGGUCGAAUCGACCGAUACGGAUGAUGAUCGAUCCUCGGUUGCGGGUGACAAUGAUAACCAGGAAUCGGAAGCUGGUCCUCCUCUCGACCUGACGAGAAAAACAUGACCAAAGAGGCUCCGAGAAACAGUGCGACUAACGGAAAAGGAAAAAAAAAAAAGAAAAAAAAACCUAAAAUCAAGUGAAGUGCCUGAAUGAUUAUAUAAAUCAUAGUAAUAAACUAAUGACAAUACUUAAAAGUGCCAGUAUACCCAGUCGAGUGAUAGUGACUGAUAGUUUUGUGCGAAUACAAAUCUUUGCACGUUGUAACCGCAAGUGUCCGAAGAAUUAAUCGAGUCGUGAUAAUAAUAAUGGGAAUUAUCAUAAUUGAAUUGUAAAUACGGUAGAAUAUUUUUGCUUAAAAAUGGCAAAUCAAGUGAGCGGAUCCCUUCGAUCGUUCGAUUAUAUCAAGGGAGCACGGUUGAACGUUGAAAGUCGAAGGCCAGUGUUAUUUUUGACAUUAUAAAAAGCAUUAUUUAUGUUUAAAGCUCAAACUACUUGACGCAUCUCUUUGAAUAGACGAGUUAUCCAAGUCCCGAGUUAUCGGGAUUAACGAUAGAGGUUACAGACGAUAACUUAAGAUUAAUCGCGAGGCCAGUACAAAGAGCGACAGACAGCAAAGUAAAAAUACGAAGCGCGUAAAUACCAACUGUUAGACGAUACGAAUAAUAAAGAAUAUUCUGUACCUAA
Cephus cinctus (wheat stem sawfly) is the source of this 2786-nucleotide messenger RNA. RefSeq lists its product as uncharacterized. Gene Ontology annotation, biological process: regulation of DNA-templated transcription. The transcript has 5 exons. The record is from RefSeq and is a predicted model, not a curated record. NCBI's taxonomy places the organism in Eukaryota, Metazoa, Arthropoda, Insecta, Hymenoptera, Cephidae. Gene Ontology annotation, molecular function: zinc ion binding; sequence-specific DNA binding; DNA-binding transcription factor activity. Bases 903 to 2165 code for a protein of 420 amino acids.